UACGAAGUGAAAAAGCUCAUGCCCACGAGUCGAGGGAGCGGGUCGGGUGCACAAAACCAGAACGGUGUGACGCUGCAGGCGGGAAUCGCUGACGACCAGUCCAAGGACUUCGACUUCGAGAAAACGGAGAUGAAGUACGACUCGACCGGUAUGUUCCACUGGAGUCCCGCGAAGAGCUUAGAGGAGUGCAUACUGGAUCGAAAUCAAGCGGCCAUGACGGUACUGAACGGGCACGUCGUUGUGUGUCUGUUCGCCGAUCCGGACUCGCCGCUGAUAGGAUUAAGAAACCUCGUGAUGCCACUACGUGCUUCAAACUUCCACUAUCAUGAGCUGAAACACGUCGUGAUCGUGGGUUCCGUUGAAUACAUUCGACGCGAGUGGAAGAUGCUGCAGAACCUGCCCAAGAUAUCCGUACUGAAUGGAUCCCCACUGAGCAGAGCAGACCUCCGAGCGGUCAACGUAAACCUUUGUGAUAUGUGUUGUAUUCUAUCGGCGAAAGUUCCUAGCAACGACGAUCCGACGUUAGCCGAUAAGGAAGCCAUCCUUGCCUCACUCAACAUUAAAGCAAUGACGUUCGACGACACCAUAGGAGUGCUGAGUCAGCGUGGCUCCGAGCAGGAUAAUCUCACCCCGGUCGGGAGUCCGAUAGUGCUGCAACGGCGCGGUUCGGUCUACGGUGCCAAUGUGCCAAUGAUUACGGAAUUAGUCAACGACAGCAACGUGCAGUUUCUGGAUCAGGACGACGAUGACGAUCCGGACACUGAGCUGUACCUAACGCAACCGUUCGCCUGCGGUACGGCAUUCGCUGUGAGUGUGCUAGAUUCCCUCAUGUCAACGACAUACUUCAAUCAAAACGCCUUAACACUGAUACGGUCGCUCAUCACGGGAGGUGCGACACCGGAACUGGAACUGAUACUGGCAGAAGGUGCUGGCCUGAGAGGUGGCUACAGCACGCCCGAGAGUCUCAGCAAUCGAGAUAGAUGUCGCGUCGGCCAGAUCUCCUUGUACGACGGCCCGCUGGCGCAGUUCGGUGAAGCCGGCAAGUACGGUGACCUGUUCGUGGCAGCGCUCAAGUCCUACGGCAUGCUAUGCAUAGGACUGUACCGAUUCCGGGACACCAGUUCGAGUUGUGACGCCAGCAGUAAGCGAUAUGUGAUCACCAAUCCACCCGAUGACUUCUCGCUGCUGCCCACGGAUCAGGUCUUCGUGCUGAUGCAGUUCGAUCCGGGCCUGGAGUACAAGCCGGCCACCGUCCGUGGCCCGGCUGGAGGUCGCCAGCAGAACAGUCAGCAGACCGGCGUCGGUGGCGGAGGCUCCAACAAAGACGACAACUCUUGACUAUUGCUGUGUAGCGCCUUGACCGAUGGGCCCUAUUCCUACAUAUGAACAAAAGAAACCGAUUUUAUGUACCAGAUCGCGCAAUAUAUCAAGCAUAUGUUUCGUAAGUUUGUCAAAUUGUUUUCCAAAAACCGUUAGGGCAAACCAGGUCGCCGCUGGUUUCGCUCGGUUGAGUGUUCGUUUGCUAGUUUUUGUUCAGAAGUUUUUACUUGAUUCUCGAUUCUAUAAAUAGGAAAUUGCUAUUGAAACAAUUGUUAAUUUGAAGCAAACUGAUAGCUUCUACCAAUCAGUUCCAAUCCGGUAUAUGUUGCGCAAUCUAGUAUAUAAAAGGGAUCAAAAGGCUGGAGGGAAACGAACGCACAAACGGCUUCAAUUCUCAAAAGCCUUUCCUCGAAUUCAUCGCCUUAUAAGAACCACCAAGGGGCGAGACACUACAAGUUCAUAUGUGAGAAAACAGAUAAACUUUGCUUCCCACACCAUUCCGCGUUUGAAGAUGAAAGAGUGAGAUUAACGAACAGAAUAGACGACACACCCAACUGUUGCAGCAUGUUUCGAUCCCUAAUUAGUUGUGAUUUAACAGAGAUUAGUUCCUAAAACAAAUAAUUCGUAUAUGUUAGUCACUAGGGGAGAGAUAUGAACACUAGAAAACGGGCACACACA
This is a messenger RNA of Aedes albopictus (Asian tiger mosquito), 1998 nucleotides long. Its product is annotated as calcium-activated potassium channel slowpoke-like. Gene Ontology annotation, molecular function: large conductance calcium-activated potassium channel activity. Gene Ontology annotation, cellular component: postsynaptic membrane. Lineage: Eukaryota; Metazoa; Arthropoda; Insecta; Diptera; Culicidae. Gene Ontology annotation, biological process: potassium ion transmembrane transport. The record is from RefSeq and is a predicted model, not a curated record.